CUUCCUGUUCAUGUUAUUUUUAUUAUUUUUUAACUGGUUGAUUGCAGUUUUUGCUACAGUUUGCAGAAGCAAUGAUCUUCAGACUUGCUUUUAUUUUUUUCUUAUUUACAUCAUCAUAUGGAGAUGAGAGAGGCCCAAGAGUGAAGAGAAUAGUUGGUGGAGUUCCGGCAUUAGAACCAACUUCAGAUGAUCCCACAAUUUUUACAAAUUUUGCCGGAAAGGCUGCCAGAGUUCAUGGAGUACACGAAUUUCCCCAUUAUGUCUUUAGAGGAAUUAAAUAUGCUUUUUCUCCUGUUGGAAAAGAUAGAUUUCUGAGGCCACGAGAAAAGUUGCUCCAAGGAAUAGUAAAUGCUACUACUUAUUCUCCUCCCUGUAUACAACCACGUCCUGGCACAAAUCACGUUAUUGGUAGUGAAGAUUGUCUAGCACUUAACGUAUUCACCCCUGAAUUACCCACAGGAACGGAAGGACUUCCUGUGGUGGUUUGGAUCCAUGGUGGAGGCUUCAGAUAUGGCUCAGCUUCUCAGUAUGGGGUACGCCAUUUAGUUGGUAAACGAUUAGUCGUCGUAACAAUACAAUACCGUUUAGGAUCCUUGGGAUUUCUAAGUUCAGGAUCAAAGCAUCUUCCAGGUAAUGUUGCUUUGUGGGAUAUGGUACUAGCAGUACAAUGGGUUAGGAAUUACAUUGGAUUCUUUGGAGGUAAUCCAUACAAAAUCAUUAUAAUGGGUCAUGGUACUGGUGCUAGUAGUGCUCUUAUGGUUUCUUUGUCAAAUGUUGCAAAAGGUAUUACUUCUGGAAUAGUAGCAAUGUCCGGGACUGCAGUUUCCAGCUGGGCUACUGAUAAUACUCCACAACACACAGCAGUAGACGUAGCGUCUCAAAAUGGUUGUCCUACCGCCGAUCCCGUGACAAUGAUAAAAUGUUUACAAUCUUUACCUGCAGAGUCUAUUAUAAGGGGAGAUUCAAAUGUAGAAUUUUCGAGAAUUCAGAAUAAUGGAUUUAUGGGUAGUCUAGGAGGCCGCUUGGGUACAGCUCCUGUUACAGAAGGUCGCAAUGAUGGUAGAUCUUUACCAGGUCUUGUUCAAGAAGAAGCUAUGGAUGACAUGGACAAAGGAGUUAAUCCAAAAAUACCGCUGAUGACAGGAAUAUGUAAAGACGAAACUAAAAGGGCUGUAAAAGGUCCCUUAAAGAAAAACGUCUUGGAGAAGUUGCAGAAGAUACCUAACUUUUUGCAAAACGAUCUAGUUCAAAAAUUAAAGGAAGAUAUCCCUCUUAAAUUUAAACUAGAUUUGAAAAAGAUCAAAGAAGAUUUUCACAAAGGUUUAGCAAGUAUUGAAAAUACUCUCAGCAAACUGGUACCACCUAAUUUUAGCAACUAUGUUAAAGUAAAGAAAGGCAAUAUUUUUGAAGCUUUAGAUAAAGUGGCUGAUGUAACCAAUGAUGCCUUGUUCAAUGUUCCUGCUUUUCUGACUGUUGAUAAAUGGGCUAACAAUGGUGCUCCAACGUUUUUGUACAGUUUUGAACACAUUGGAAAAAAUAAAAAGGGACACAUAUUUCUGAAAGGUUCACCAUUAGUUGGAAAUGACACACACUAUUUUGAAGAAACUAAUGAUACUGUUGGUCAUGGAGACGACUUGGCUUAUCUAUUCGAUGCCUAUGACAUAGAAGGUAAUUCGCUGGAUCAUGAGCAUAACCUAACUGAUGAAGACAUUCAAGUACGAGAAAUUUUCACUCAAAUGAUUGCUGAUUUUGCCAGAUAUGGUGCCCCGAAAGUAAAUAACAAAGCAGUACAACCUUUCUCAGGCAAAAAGAACAAUUUUAUUCAAAUUAGACCUAAACCUGUUUUAGCGGAUAAUUUUAAAUUCUGCGAGAUGGCGCUUUGGUGUAACAUUGCAGAAAGAUUAAAAAGUACUACAUGUGAAUUUCUGAAAGCUCUAGACACGUCUUUUAAAAAUAUGCAGAAUUUUGUUCAGGGUCUUUUGUCUCAAAAAAAUCUCACCCCGGAAGCAUUAUAUAAGGAAAUAGACAAAAUAAAAGCUCUAAGUAAAUCUGGGAUUAAUAUAUUUAAUCAAAGCCAUUUGGCGAAUUUAAGUCCAGACAAAGUGUUUAAGGAUAUUAGCAAUUGGAAAGAAAAUGUUGCCAAUGGACUGAAGAAUAGAACUGACAAACUUCUUAAUGGAUUGAAUGGAAAUAAUAUAUUUGGUAAUGGUAACAAGAGUCAACAAGGAAAUAAUUUGCUCGGAUUUGGGAAUAAAGACAAUGACCAAGGAAACAAAACUCCAAAGCCUAAUUUGCUUGACUUAUUAAAUCAAAAUAAAAACAAAGACAAUGAACAAGAGAAUAAAACACCUAAGCCCAAUUUUUUAGACUUUUUAAAUAAAAAUAAGAACAAGAACAAUGAACCAGAAAACAAAACCCCAAAACCUAAUUUGUUGGACUUUUUACAUAAAAAUAAUAAGGCUACUGUACAAGAUAAUAGAACAUCCAAACCCAAUUUCUUUGACUCGUUAAAUAAUAGAAACACAAUCAACAAACCAGAAAACCAAAUACCUAUAUCUACAGCAAUCAACUUCAAUAAACAAGGAGUACAAGGAAGUAUUCAAGAUUCACAUAUAGCCAGUACCAAUCAACUGACCCAUCCUAGAUUAUUCGGAAAUGCAAACUUAGAAGCUCCAACUGAUGAGAGAGGCAACAUUGAUGUAAUAAAACACCAAAACAAUCCUAUAUAUAGGACAGCAACAAACCAGCAAGGAUUGGGGAUAAUAUUUUGAUAAGCAUUAACAAAAAAAACGAUAAUUUUUUGACAAAUUUAUUUACAUCAUUAAACUAAAAGUCAGGAUAAUAUAGAGGUUUUAUUAUAAAGAGUGAUGCACAAAAAAUGUUUCUAAGUAGGUCAUGGCCGACAAAAACAAAAUCAUGUCUGUGAUAACUACGUACGGCUCUGAAAUAAAUUAAAUCUUACACUUAAAAAGUAGAAUUGUAAGCUACGACAGGCGUUAAUUUUUUCAAGACUUACUUAAAAAAUAUGUUUUUGUUGAUCAUUCCUUUAUUUUUAGUUUCUUAAAAAAAUUAUUUCCUGUGAAAAAUAGUACCUGAAAUAAUUUUUGAAACGAAAUACGCUGUAUUAGAUGUCUAUAAAACAUGACAAAGUCAUAAGCCCGUAGAGCGACAUUUGCUAUAUUUUUUGGCUAAUUUUUUUGCUCUUGCCGUUACCGAGAAACCUUCGCCAUGCUAGUUUGAUACUUAAGCUAGAAUGGCCAAUGCUGUAUUUCUCUUUCUAUGAUAUAUGUCAGAAUCGGGUUUGCUUCAUAUUUUUUGCUAAUUUUAUGCUCUUAAAAUAUAUAUUGAUUUAUUUUUCUCUCUCCUAUAGUUCGUAAUAAACAAAAGCCACGCAGCUAUAUACUUAGAUAAGUUGGCCUAGCCAAUACUGUGUCAAGUUUUCGUGCAAAAUUUUUAUAACUUCA
Psylliodes chrysocephalus is the source of this 3464-nucleotide messenger RNA. Lineage: Eukaryota; Metazoa; Arthropoda; Insecta; Coleoptera; Chrysomelidae. The record is from the annotation of a GenBank genome assembly.